This is a messenger RNA of Pistacia vera, 1356 nucleotides long. RefSeq names its product ATPase ASNA1 homolog. The transcript is spliced from 7 exons. The record is from RefSeq and is a predicted model, not a curated record. Gene Ontology annotation, cellular component: GET complex. Lineage: Eukaryota; Viridiplantae; Streptophyta; Magnoliopsida; Sapindales; Anacardiaceae. Gene Ontology annotation, molecular function: ATP hydrolysis activity; ATP binding. Gene Ontology annotation, biological process: post-translational protein targeting to endoplasmic reticulum membrane. Bases 113 to 1186 code for a protein of 357 amino acids.
UUUUUAGAAUGAAGUGUUCAAUUGACUAGUUAGAUUCUUUGCUUGAGAUUGAAAAGAAUCAAACCAUAUUAAUUAAAAUACGGAAACUAAAAGAAUAGCAGAUUGUUAAAAGAUGGAAAAUCAAGAAAUGGCAGAGGGAAGUGUAAAGAACAUAUUGGAGCAAGACAGCCUCAAGUGGGUCUUCGUUGGAGGCAAAGGCGGUGUUGGCAAAACAACAUGUAGUUCGAUUCUCUCCAUCCUUUUGGCCAAAGUUCGACCUUCUGUUUUGAUCAUAUCCACUGACCCAGCUCACAAUCUCAGCGAUGCCUUUCAACAACUCUUUACCAAAACACCUACUUUGGUUAAUGGCUUCACAAAUCUUUAUGCCAUGGAGGUGGAUCCUACUGUUGAAGAAGACAUGGGAUCUAAUGAGGGGAUGGAUGGCUUGAUUUCUGAGCUAGCAAAUGCAAUUCCUGGUAUUGACGAGGCUAUGAGCUUCGCAGAAAUGCUGAAAUUGGUGCAAACAAUGGAUUAUUCUGUUAUAGUGUUUGAUACAGCACCAACAGGCCAUACGCUCCGGCUAUUACAAUUUCCAUCAACCUUAGAGAAGGGGCUCAAUAAAAUGAUGUCUUUGAAAAAUAAAUUUGGUGGGUUGAUGAGUCAGAUGACUCGUAUGUUUGGUAUGGAUGAUGAUUUUGGGGAGGAUGCUAUCUUGGGAAAGCUUGAGAGCAUGAAGACUGUGAUUGAACGAGUUAACAAGCAGUUCAAAGACCCAGACUUGACAACGUUCGUCUGUGUUUGUAUUCCAGAGUUCCUUUCUCUCUAUGAAACUGAGAGACUGGUGCAGGAACUCACCAAAUUUGAGAUAGAUACACACAAUAUUAUCAUUAACCAAGUACUUUUUGAUGAGGAAGAUGUUGAAUCCAAGUUGCUCAAAGCUAGAAUGCGGAUGCAACAAAAGUACCUUGAUCAAUUCUACAUGUUGUAUGAUGACUUUCACAUCACUAAGUUGCCAUUGCUGCCGCAAGAGGUUACUGGUGUUGAAGCUCUCCAGUCAUUUUCACCUCAAUUUGUGACACCAUAUCAACCGUCCACUAUUAAAGGGUCAGUGGAAGAAUUGGAGCGGAGAGUAAGCAAUCUAAGUCAAAUGUUGAAAGAUGCUGAAGAAGAAUUAGAGAGACUAAGAAAAGGAAAACAGAAGGCAUGAUUAUGCUUUUGCUCACCGUUGACACCUUUGCCUAUUUCUGCAAUUUCUCGAGUUAACAACAGGAGGCGACCUCUAUGAUUGGGCUGCCAAAUUAAACCGGUCUUCGAUUUUACUUUUGGAUAAUGCUUCAUACCCCUAUUUAUUUCUUAAAAUAAUUUUCUUUUUAUGUA